This is a messenger RNA of Lecanosticta acicola, 984 nucleotides long. NCBI's taxonomy places the organism in Eukaryota, Fungi, Ascomycota, Dothideomycetes, Mycosphaerellales, Mycosphaerellaceae. The record is from the annotation of a GenBank genome assembly.
AUGUCGGCCGAUAGUCGCCACAAGAGCAAGAAGGCUCGCGCCUUGCCAGCGAAAGAGGACGACGAGAAAGCACAGCCCCAGCCAAAGUCCAGCGGCCUCGUCAAAGCAGAGAAAUUGGCCGGAGAGAUCGACAAAGCGCUAACGGGCACGCUCCACGGCGAGUUCUUCGAGGGAACCAAGAGCUCCAACGCGACGCGCCACAAGCAGCUGCCGGAGAUCUUCGCCCUUCGCGCUGAGAUCCAGGAAUUGAAGACGAGCCUGGAAAACAAAGACCGGCAUGGCAACGACAACACCAGAGAGGAGCAGUCGGAGGCCAGAGUCCCCACCACCAAGCUCAAUGCCAACUGGACGGCGGCCAUCACCAAUUUGAUCUCCGAGCAGCUCACGGGUCAGCUGCGCGACCUCAAGAUUCGCGAGGAGCGCCGUGAAGCGCGCCUCCAGAAAGGCGAAACGGAGAAUAAGACCCUCACGGAUAAGAUCCACGCCCUGGAGACGAAGGCCCGCAAGUCCACCGCCAGCCAGAAGCCGCAAGGCUUUACUGCCGCGCAGUACCAAGCCCUCACAAAGAAGGUCACGACGCUCGAGACCCAGCUCCAAGCAUUCCAGACGAACAUCACCGAGCUCCAAGGCCGGCUCCGCACCAGCCAGAGAGAGAACCAGGAACUCCGCGGGCAGGUGCUUCAGGAAGAAGUCAACCGGAUCAGAGCCGACAAGACCGCCAACGUUAGACUCAGUAAUGCGGAGGAGAAGCUCGGCCAGCACGCUGGCAAGUUCGAAGGCUUGUUGGCGAUGGACCAUGAGCUGUCUCUGGGCAUUCGCACUCAAUCGAAGAGCAUCGAUGAGCUUCAGACGCGGCUUGAUGAAUUGGAGGCCGAAUUUUACACGGAGUCCGACGACGAAGAGAGCCAGCGAGGUGAUGAGGAGGAGGAUGACUACUCCGAUUCCUCCAUGAGCCAGGGUGCGCCUUAUGUCAGCGACUGGUGA